Scaptodrosophila lebanonensis is the source of this 1518-nucleotide messenger RNA. Its product is annotated as cytochrome P450 4d1-like. NCBI's taxonomy places the organism in Eukaryota, Metazoa, Arthropoda, Insecta, Diptera, Drosophilidae. Gene Ontology annotation, molecular function: monooxygenase activity; oxidoreductase activity, acting on paired donors, with incorporation or reduction of molecular oxygen; heme binding. The coding region runs from base 1 to 1518 and encodes 505 amino acids. The record is from RefSeq and is a predicted model, not a curated record. The transcript has 3 exons.
AUGUUCGUUGUGCUAUUGAUUUGUCUCUUCCUGCUGGCAUUAUUGUGCGCUUCGUGGCUUUACUAUUCCAAGUAUCGGUCCCUUAUUGCAUUGACUUCGGAUUGGCCGAGUGGCCCGUCAUGGCCACUGAUAGGGCAUGCCCACUAUUUCCUAAAUAUUGCGCCGGAACGCAUGUUUGAACAUCUUCGCGAACUUUACGCCAAAUAUGGACGGGAGAAUCGUCUGAAGUUCUGGUUCGGUACGGAGCUAAACCUUUUUACGGGCAAUGUGCACGACAUAGCCGAACUUUCAACUUCUCUGGCCUACAAUCAAAAGAGCGAACACUAUGGGGUCUUACUGAACUGGUUGGGCGAGGGUCUGUUGAUCAGCAAAGGCGAGAAGUGGUUGCAGCGACGAAAGCUGCUAACGCCUGCCUUCCAUUUCACAAUCCUGAAGCAAUUCGUCGAAGUGUUCGAGCAACAGGCAUCGGUGCUGCUCGCACAGCUGUCGGCGUCGGUUAAUGGAGAACCUCUGGAGCUAUUCAAGCCUCUGAGCUUAUACACGCUGGACGUCAUAUGUGAAACUUCGAUGGGGGUCUCCAUACAGGCCCAAACACUAGCCGAAUCAGAUUAUGUGCGGGCAGUUCACAUUAUGAAGCAUGUCACACAUCAGCGUCUCAGUCAUUUGUUCUACCAUUUUGACUUCACCUAUCGCUGGACCCCGUUGGCGUGGGAGGAGCGCAAAGCCCUGAAAACCCUGCAUGGCUUCACAACACGCAUCAUUGAACAAAGACGCGCUGAGCAGCUAACUAAACCCACUACUCUAAGCGCUAAUGGCACCGCUGAGUUGGGCAUAAAGCGAAAGUCGAAUUUUCUAGACAUUUUACUUAACUCUGAAGUGAACGGAGAGCCACUUGGUAAUCUGGAUAUACGCGAAGAGGUCGAUACCUUCAUAUUUGAGGGCUACGAAACCACAGCAACGGCAUUACAGUUCCUCUUCUAUAACUUGGCCACACAUGCAGAGUGCCAGCAGCGUUGCUAUGAGGAGCUGAUCGAGGUCUUUGGGCAUGAUCCGGUCCACUUUGAAGGUCUCAAAAAUUUGCGCUAUAUAGAGCUGUGCAUUAAAGAGUCCUUGCGUUUGUACCCACCAGUGCCUGCCUUUGCUCGUAAGGUUGUGAAGCAAUGCCAAUUGAAUGGCCUAACGGUGCCUGCAGGCACAAAUAUCACCGUCCUCCCCAUGUAUAUAGGUCGCUUACCAGAGCAUUUUGAGGAACCGGAUCUUUUCAGACCCGAACGUUUCGCGGCACAAUCCGCGGGCAAUACGUCAAAUCCCUUUGCCUUUGUACCCUUCUCAGCGGGGGCGCGUAACUGCGUGGGUCAAAAGUUUGCCAUGUUGGAAAUGAAAACGGUUCUCGUCCAUGUAUUGCGUCGCUUCGAGUUCAGCUAUGCCGGCAAUCAGGCGCCGGAACUCAUGUUUGGAGUAACGCUCUGCACUCGUUUGCCUCUAUUAUUCCAUAUCAAGGAGCGCUCUGUUGCCUAA